Messenger RNA from Pyricularia grisea, 640 nucleotides. RefSeq lists its product as uncharacterized. The transcript has 3 exons. The record is from RefSeq and is a predicted model, not a curated record. Lineage: Eukaryota; Fungi; Ascomycota; Sordariomycetes; Magnaporthales; Pyriculariaceae. Bases 1 to 447 code for a protein of 148 amino acids.
AUGAAAUUUCAAGUACUUCUCGCAGCCUUAGCGGCAACAACUAUGGCCCAGCCGACUAGUUGUCCAAAGAAAACCAAAUUUUGUGUCGAGACGAACCCUGCCCCGUCCGUUCAGGAGAUGUCAGCACGAUUUGCCGAUUUUGGCCAUGCCUUUCUCGUUGAGAAAGAUGUCGAAAAGGCCUUCAGCCACAUGGUUGCCAAUUAUAUUAACCACAAUCCGCAAGCCCAAAACGGCUCCCAGUGGGCUAUUGACCAACUAAAGCCCAUGUGGUCGGGCACCAACAUCACCGUGCUCCGUAUCGAGUUUAUCUACCCGCAGGGCUGGCUCAAUUACAUCUCCUCCGCAUACGGUACAAUCGUAGACCGCUACAGAUUCGAGGGUGGCUGCAUCGUCGAGCACUGGGAUGCCGGAGAGAAACUGCCGGAUAACUGCACCACCUCAGCUUGAUGAUACCAUGGGCAGGUGCAUGAGCUUUAAUUGUUUUAGCCUUGGCUACAGCCGAAAACUUUCCCAGGCGGUAUGCCCAACGUAACAUCGGAGCUGGCCCUUCUAGCCAAUUUGUUGGUUUAUCUGGAUCCGGCCAUGCACCUAAUUCCGAAGGUCAGGUUUAACAUUCUUUUGUACAUAGCUUCGAAUAGGC